This is a messenger RNA of Dicrocoelium dendriticum, 2030 nucleotides long. Lineage: Eukaryota; Metazoa; Platyhelminthes; Trematoda; Plagiorchiida; Dicrocoeliidae. The record is from the annotation of a GenBank genome assembly.
GACCCUAGGUCCAUUACAACCUCUUUACGCAUUGGACACGGAAGCCAUCGGAAUACUCGACCGGACGCAUAUUGCAGGCUCUGUUGUGGACCAUGUUGGUUUUCGCUUCCAAUAGGCACCUUUCAUCAUCCCUCCGACUUAUUAGAUAUUUGACGCAAGCCGCACGAAUUCCCAAAGAGUAUUAUUGGAACGACAGACAUGAUCCACAUGAAUCCAAGUUUGAAAAAGUUUUGGUUGCCAACCGGGGAGAAAUUGCCUGCCGUGUUAUCCAGUCGUGUAAGCGAAUGGGUAUCAAAACUGUCGCCAUAUAUAGCGAGGCCGAUUCUAACUCGCGCUUUGUUGGAAUGGCAGACGAAGCAGUUUGCGUCGGUCCCGCUGCAAGCUCCCAGUCCUAUCUUAACAUACCUGCUAUUCUGGACGCAGUCAAAUCCACCGGAACACAAGCGGUGCAUCCGGGCUAUGGAUUCCUUUCCGAGAACACACUUUUCGCCGCUGCACUUGAAGAUAUCGGCGUCGUGUUUAUUGGACCGAAUUCAAAGGCCAUCCGAUCUAUGGGGGACAAAAUAGAGAGUAAACGCAUUGCCGCCAUCGCCAAAGUCAACGGAAUUCCAGGUUUUGACGGUGAGGUCGCAGGCCCUGAUGAAGCUGCAAAAAUUGCUAACGAGAUCGGUUAUCCAGUCAUGAUCAAGGCUUCUGCCGGUGGUGGUGGUAAAGGCAUGCGCAUUGCUUGGAAUGAGAGUGAAGCUCGCAAAGGAUUUCGUUUGUCCAAAGCGGAAGCUAAAGCCUCCUUCGGGGACGACAGAAUGUUAAUUGAAAAGUAUAUAGACAACCCACGUCACAUUGAGAUUCAGGUCCUUUGUGAUCGCCAUGGAAACGCCAUCUACUUGAACGAACGUGAGUGUUCCAUUCAACGCCGUAACCAAAAAGUUAUCGAAGAGGCACCUAGCACUUUCAUCGACCCUGAAACACGCAGAGCCAUGGGCGAACAAGCUGUCUCUCUCGCCAAAGCGGUUGGUUACGAUUCAGCAGGAACUGUUGAAUUCCUGGUCGACUCAAAGAAAUGUUUUUAUUUCCUUGAAAUGAAUACUCGACUGCAAGUGGAGCAUCCGAUCACCGAAUGCACCACUGGGGUCGAUAUUGUUCACCAAAUGCUGCGCAUUGGAAAAGGACACAAGCUCAUGUUGAGUCAGGAUGACGUUUCCAUUAAUGGUUGGGCCCUUGAGUGCCGCGUAUACGCAGAAGACCCCUACAAGUCGUUUGGUCUUCCCUCAAUUGGUCGAUUGUAUUCCUACAGCGAACCGGUCCACAUUCCCAAUGUCCGUUGCGACAGUGGCAUCACUGAGGGUUCCGAAAUUUCGAUUUUCUACGAUCCGAUGAUUUGCAAGCUGGUCACCUACGGUCCUGACCGUCAGUCGGCCCUCAACACAAUGGCUAAGGCCUUGGAUAGCUAUGUGAUUCGUGGUGUGUCCCACAAUAUCCCAUUGUUACGCGACGUUAUCACCGAGGAGCGGUUCGUCUCCGGUGAUUUUUCCACGAAAUUUCUCACCGAAACUUAUCCAGAUGGGUUCAAAGGUACUGCCCUCAAUUCGAAGGAGUUCAACACACUGAUAGCCAUUGGUGCGGUCGUUCACGUUAAAAACACCAUUCGCAACGAUCUAUCGCCAACAUGCAAACAGUGGGACCUCGUUGCUCGUCUGAACCAAAAGGCCUCUGUUGAUCCUCCUGUGACUUAUCAUUACUGUCGCUGUCAUGUCUCACAAUGUGACGGCAGAUUUUCCGUCCAUAUUUCAUCUUGGCAGCCUCCUAAAAAUGUCACCACUGCUGCUGCUUCCGCUAACAUUGAUUCCACGACCGAAAACCAUGACCCGAGUGCAUCAGAAGAGGCCGUGAUGGAUGUUGCAGACAAUUUCACUCUCGCCGAUAACGUGAUCCUGCACUCGUGCGGCAAGGAGACCACUAUUGUGGGACCCAAUACACAGGUGCUUUUCAUCCCGAUUGCUGAAUCCGUCCCUCGACGGGACUUCAACUAG